AUGAAGCUUCAAACUGAGAUCUUUUUUGCUUCUAUCGAUCAGCGAAGUGAGCGAGCAGCAGGUGAGAGUGCAUGCACAGCUCUUGUGGCAGUAAUUGCUGAUUGGUUUCAGAAUAACCGAGAGCUCAUGCCCAUAAAGUCCCAGUUUGAUAGUCUGAUUCGAGAAGGCUCAUUAGAAUGGAGGAAUCUUUGUGAAAAUGAGACCUAUAGGGAGCGAUUUCCGGACAAGCACUUUGAUCUUGAAACAGUCCUUCAAGCCAAAAUACGUCCUCUUUCUGUAGUUUCCGGGAAAUCCUUUAUUGGUUUUUUCCAUCCUGAGGUAGUGGAAGAGGGACGAUUUGACUUUUUACAUGGUGCAAUGUCCUUUGAUAACAUUUGGGAUGAGAUUAGCCGUGCUGGAUCAGAAUGUGCUAGCAAUGGUGAACCUCAAGUUUAUAUUGUCAGCUGGAAUGACCAUUUCUUCAUCCUCAAGGUGGAAGCAGAAGCCUAUUACAUCAUUGAUACACUAGGGGAGAGGCUCUAUGAGGGAUGCAACCAGGCGUAUAUCUUAAAGUUUGACAGCAGCACGAUAAUUUACAAAAUGCAAAAUAUCGCAGAAUCAUCUGAUGAUAAAACAACCAGUGAUCAGCCAAUUGUGGCAGGAGCAGGUGAAUCCAAGAACCAGCAGGCCCAGCAAGCCGAGCAGGUCAAUGAAAAGGAGGAAGGAUCAACAGUAGAGGCAGAGAUAACCAAGCUGGAGGAGCAGAAGGAGGAAGAGGAGGUUGUGUGUCGAGGGAAGGAGUCAUGCAAAGAGUAUAUAAAGAGCUUUUUGGCUGCAAUUCCAAUAAGGGAAUUGCAGGCAGAUAUCAAGAAAGGGCUAAUGGCAUCCACACCUCUUCAUCACCGGUUACAGAUUGAAUUCCACUACACCCAGUUCUUAAAACUGUUGCCUACUACUCCGGUAGCAGAAGUGAUGGCAAAUGCUUCACAAAGUCUCGAACUUUCCACAACAGAGGUCGCUGCAUAA
Molecule: messenger RNA, 1005 nt
Organism: Prunus armeniaca (apricot)
Lineage: Eukaryota; Viridiplantae; Streptophyta; Magnoliopsida; Rosales; Rosaceae
Source: the annotation of a GenBank genome assembly